GCCUGGUGUCAAAGUUUAGGGUGUUCUUGAAUGACCUUUAUACCAAUUAUUUCAAUGACAUUUUUAUGACGUUGCCGGAUUUCUAAAACAGACUGAAAGAAGAGAAAGGGCUUGGACUCGGAUCCUGCUUCAAAUCGGGUGUUCCGGGCUCUUUCUACGGCAGAUUGUUCCUUGCCAACAGCCUGCAUUUCGUGCAUUUUUCUUCCAGUCUUCACUGGCUCUCACAGGCUCCAGCCGGCCUGGAGAGCGAUGAUCUCAAAUAUGUGAACAAGGGAAAGCUGUAUAUUUCAAAGAGCAGCCCCCAGUGUGUGAUGGAUGCCUACUCGUUGCAAUUCAAAAAAGACUUUUCACUCUUCAUAAAAUCACGUUCCCAAGAAAUAGUUCCCGGCGGCCGCAUGUACCUUUCCUUCUUGGGCCAGAGAUCCGCGGAUAACACGACUGAAGAAAGCUGCUACUCCUUGGAGCUGUUAACCGAAGCAAUCAUGAGUCUGGCUAGAGAGGGUCGAAUUGAGGAAGAAAAAGUCGAUUCUUUCAAUGCCGCAUACUAUGGUCCAUGCGCCGAGGAGAUGAAGGAGGAGAUACAAACAGAAGGGCCUUUCACAAUUGAUCGACUUGAAGAUUUUGAAAUUGACUGGGACAGUAAUGUUGUCGCCGACAUCCAUACGCCUCAAGGGAAGCUGUUGAUCGGACAAGGAGUGGCCAAAAACAUCAGAUCGGUUGUCGAAUCCGUGCUGGAAUCUCACUUUGGAAUCCAGCCAGAUGUAAUGGAUGAUCUGUUCAUUUGGUUUGCAGAUAUCGUUGGGACUCACUUGUCCAAGUCCAGAACCAAGUACAUCUAUACGGUGAUGGUCCUUACUAGGAAGGGGUAAUUU
Messenger RNA from Hibiscus syriacus, 872 nucleotides. RefSeq names its product jasmonate O-methyltransferase-like. The record is from RefSeq and is a predicted model, not a curated record. Gene Ontology annotation, molecular function: S-adenosylmethionine-dependent methyltransferase activity. Bases 312 to 869 code for a protein of 185 amino acids. Gene Ontology annotation, biological process: methylation. The transcript is spliced from 3 exons. NCBI's taxonomy places the organism in Eukaryota, Viridiplantae, Streptophyta, Magnoliopsida, Malvales, Malvaceae.